AUGUCUCUUUCAAAGAUAAAGCAUAUAAUAUUAGUCUGCGGCGUGGGCAAGUCUUUUGUGACUACACAAUUAGCGCUCUCGCUCUCGCUAGCUAGUCACUCCGUCGGCGUUCUCGAUAUCGACCUGACAGGCCCUUCCAUCCCCCGCAUGUUUGCAGUCGAAGACACAAAAGCAGGGACUAUUGGCCCACUGCACGUUAUAUCUCUAGGCUUCCUUCUCUCGCAUCGAGGCGACGCCGUGGUGUGGCGCGGUCCGAAGAAGAGCGCCAUGGUACGCCAAUUGUUGUCGGACGUAAUCUGGGAUGCGCUCGACUAUUUGCUCAUCGACACACCCCCUGGCACGAGCGACGAACAUAUCUCACUAGUCGAGACCCUAUUGCACACGACUGCCUCUAGUCCUGCUUAUCCGGAUCAGCUAGCUGGUGCCGUUGUUGUGACGACGCCACAAGCGGUGGCGACGGCAGACGUACGCAAGGAGCUCAACUUCUAUGUGAAGACGGGCUUGAGGGUCCUAGGGGCUGUCGAGAAUAUGAGUGAGUUUGUGUGCCCUAUUUGCUCGGAGUGCACGCAUCUUUUCAGCUCCAAAAGCGAUUACGUCCCUAUUGAUCCAGAAUUUGGAAUGCUAGUAGAAACGGGUAAAUGCUCAACUGAGACGAUUGUUCAUAGGCGAGAUAUUUCAAAGUCGAUACUGGCAAGUGCUAGUAAGGAUGUAGACGAGAAUACAAGUGUGGAGGAAUUAACUUUAUUAGUCGAAAAAUACCGGAGCUACUCCCUAGCUCCAUUCUUUAAAGUGAUCAUAGAUAAGGUCCUUGUAGUUAUUGAUUCUGCGAACGCGGGCAGUAGGCAGCAGUAA
Mollisia scopiformis is the source of this 852-nucleotide messenger RNA. Its product is annotated as P-loop containing nucleoside triphosphate hydrolase protein. The transcript has 4 exons. Gene Ontology annotation, biological process: iron-sulfur cluster assembly. Gene Ontology annotation, cellular component: cytosol. The record is from RefSeq and is a predicted model, not a curated record. The coding region runs from base 1 to 852 and encodes 283 amino acids. NCBI's taxonomy places the organism in Eukaryota, Fungi, Ascomycota, Leotiomycetes, Helotiales, Mollisiaceae. Gene Ontology annotation, molecular function: ATP binding; ATP-dependent FeS chaperone activity; iron-sulfur cluster binding.